AUGAUCAAAGAAUUGAACGAACUUAGGAUGCUCGAGCUAACACCAAUUUGUGAUGCUACAACUCUGGAGCCGAAACCAUUUCGUGAUGGCACAACCUUGAAACCUUCUUCUCGCCUUCACCAGGAGGGUUUGUACGAAGUCAUGGCCUCGGAGGACGACCGACAGCAGCAUACUUGCCAAAAGCAGCAGCAGCAGUGCUAUGUGCCGGCAAUCGAAUGCCGAUCACCAAAGCAGCAUUCAGACCCCGAAUACGUACAGACCUCGUGGAUGACGGCAGUGGAGCGCAUCAUCAGAAGCAUAUCCCCUGACGAUUUCUCCUUUGAAACAGAUCAGAAUCAAGUCUCAUCCUCAUCUUUGCUGAGUUCACCAACAGUCCAAGCUGGGAGCGAAUGCCCACUUGUAUACCGACCACGACGAAAGAGAGUAAGGCAUGACCACAACUUAGCCAUUGAUACUCCUCCAACGAAUGACUUCAGGAGUGUCGAUGAUGACCUCAAGCCACGAUAUAGAUCCUAUCAACAGGUUCAGUGGGAUCAGCAAUAUCAGGAAUUGCUCAAGUUCCAAGAGCGGCACGGCCAUUGCAUUGUCCCACAUACCUACGAUCCUAAUCCUUCUCUCGCUCGUUGGGCCAAGCGUCAGCGGUACCAGUACGUACAGAAAAUGGAACACAAAAAGUCGGGCAUGUCAAAUACUCGGCAGCGAAAGCUCGAUGCCGUGGGGUUCGUAUGGGACCUUCAGAUGACGGCAUGGCGGCAGCACUUCAAUGACCUCGUGGACUACAAACAAAAGCAUGGCGAUUGUAACGUUCCCAGUCGGUAUACUGAGAAUCCGCCUCUUGGCAUGUGGGCCAAGUGCCAACGUCGACAAUAUAGGCUCUAUUGCUCCAACCAACCCUCGCGCCUGACAUCAGAGCGCUUUCAGCUCUUGAAAAACUUGGGAUUAUUCGCACAGGCAGAGGAGCCCCUUCUCUUGGGCAAUCCAAAGAAAAAGAGAAAGGUGAUGGUGGUCUCGAAUCGAGCAAGAUUUUCAAUUUGCAAUAGCGCGUUCGCUCUUGAAUGA
Molecule: messenger RNA, 1059 nt
Organism: Cylindrotheca closterium
Lineage: Eukaryota; Bacillariophyta; Bacillariophyceae; Bacillariales; Bacillariaceae
Source: the annotation of a GenBank genome assembly